Thlaspi arvense is the source of this 897-nucleotide messenger RNA. The record is from the annotation of a GenBank genome assembly. Lineage: Eukaryota; Viridiplantae; Streptophyta; Magnoliopsida; Brassicales; Brassicaceae.
AUGGGCUGUCGGGUAAGCAUGGGGCAGAUCGAGUUUGUUGGGCUUCGGCAGGCCGGGGAUGGUUUCUAUGGGGCUUGGACAGGCCGGGGAUGGACAUUAACUGGACCGGAUUGUGCUCCCGCCGGACACCGGGCCACCGGCCUACGAUUGUCUAUAACCGACCUUACUCCUCUCGCGCGACUCGGAGAGAACAGAAAGGACUUCUUAAACCCCUGGAUUCAGUUGUAUAACCCCGUGAAACCUGACCUCCCUUCUCCCCGCCGGAGAGAGAGAGGGGCAAAGAGCGCCUUCUUCAGCGGUUGUAUACCCUCUUCUCUCUCUCUAAUGGCGACGGCAGCAGAUGCUCAAGCGGUGAAGUCACUGAAUAAGUCUCCGGGUCGGAGGCGCUUUGUGUUCAAGACAUUUUGUCAGCGCAUUGAGGAAAUUGACAUUGAUGUCUUCCGUAGUCUCGAUCCUCUCAAAUCUGAGCCAUCCGAAGGCUCCUCAUUUUUCCGGGACUGCCUUGUGGAAUGGAGGGAAUUAAACACUGCAGAGGAUUUUAUAACCUUCUAUGAGCAAAUGAUGCCAUUUGUGCAAACAUUACCACAAAUAAUUUUGCACAAAGAAUUGAUACUUUCAGAACUACUCUCUCGACUGCAAAUGAAAGGGAGACUUUCUCUUGAGCCUAUACUAAGGUUGCUUGCAGCUUUAUCCAGAGAUCUUCUGGAGGAUUUUCUCCCCUUUCUGCAGAGGGUAGCUGGUUCUCUGGUAUCUCUUCUCAAAAGUGGGGCUGAUAGAGAACCUGAGAUAAUUGAGCAGAUUUUUACUUCAUGGUCAUCUAUCAUGAUGUAUCUGCAGAAAUAUCUUGUACGGGAUGUAGUUCACAUUCUCAGUUACUUGAUUCACCCUAUCCCCUAG